AUGUCUCUGGCCACUGUGAUUGGAAACAGCCUGAUUAUCUUCUUGGUCUGGACUGAUUCCCACCUCCACACAGCUAUGUACUUUUUCAUUGGGAAUCUUUCUUUGCUGGACAUCCUCUUCACAUUGAUCACAAUCCCUCAAAUGCUUAUCCACAUGGCCUCUGGGAUUAGGACCAUCGCUUUCAACAGAUGCAUGGUCCAACUCAACCUGACUCUCUCUUGUGGGAUGACUGAAUGCUUCAUCCUGGCUGUCAUGGCAUAUGACCGCUAUGUAGCUAUCUGUCAGCCACUGCGUUACCCCACCCUGAUGAGAAUGCAGGUGUGCAUGCAGAUGGCUGGGGCCUGCUGGACUGGGGCAUUCCUUAAUGCUGUGGUGUUGACAUCAGUCAUGGCAUCCUUCCCUUUCUGUGGGCCCAAUGAGAUCAACCAUUUCUAUUGUGAGUUGCCACCUAUGCUACAGCUAGCCUGCAUGGACACAUACAUGGUGGAGGUUCUCAUCUUUGCCCUCAGCGUUAUUGUCCUCAUGAUGCCUUUCACCUUCAUAGUGAUCUCUUACAUCCAGAUUGCACGGGUGGUGUUCAGCAUGAAUUCAGCCAAGGGACGCCAACGGGCAUUUUCUACCUGUGCCACACAUCUCACUGUCGUCACAUUGUUCUAUACUACCAUUGGCUUCACUCACUUGCAGCCCCGCUCCAACCGUGCUUCAGAUCAGGAGAAGAGAGCUUCAGUCUUCUAUGCGCUGGUCUCCCCAAUGCUGAACCCUGUCAUCUACAGCUUAAGGAAUAAGGAUGUUAAAGGGGCUUUGUCCAAAAUGAUGGGGAAAGCUGCUUAA
Gekko japonicus is the source of this 831-nucleotide messenger RNA. Its product is annotated as olfactory receptor 2D3-like. NCBI's taxonomy places the organism in Eukaryota, Metazoa, Chordata, Lepidosauria, Squamata, Gekkonidae. Gene Ontology annotation, biological process: G protein-coupled receptor signaling pathway. Gene Ontology annotation, molecular function: olfactory receptor activity; G protein-coupled receptor activity. Gene Ontology annotation, cellular component: membrane. The record is from RefSeq and is a predicted model, not a curated record. The transcript has a single exon. The coding region runs from base 1 to 831 and encodes 276 amino acids.